CGAUAAUCGUCGAGACUCGGUCGCGCUUUGACAGUCUCGCGAAACGUCGAUCCUGACGAAUGGGCGAGACGCGAGUCAUCGGACACCAGUCUUGAUUCUCUCACGGAGCGACGUGUGUAUACGCGGAGCGCGGUGCCUUGACGAGAGGCGAGCGGACGCUUUUUCGCCUGACCUGGGGCCGACUGGCAGGCGCAAUUCCGGACAGCGGACUGACGCAACUUUCGACUCCGCCGUCGCGUUCGAUCUCGAGCGGGGCAAAGACGAGGGCACCAUACGCAGGAAAAUGUCAAAGAUCGAGGAGGCGAACGAGCACAUACGCCAGGCUGAGAAAGCCUUGAAACCUACUUUCCUGAAGUGGCGACCUGAUUACGAGGUAGCGGCUGACGAGUAUUCACAUGCAGCAACAUGCUUUCGGGUAGCCAAGUCAUAUGCGCAGUGUAAAGAUUGUUUAGUGAAGGCAGCCGACUGUUAUAAACAAAGCAAAGCAUGGUUCCAUGCAGCAAGGAAUAUCGAGCAGGCUCUGCUCGUCUGCAAGGAAAUGGGGGAUCUGUCAGAGAUAGCGAAACUAGCUCACAGUGCCUGCAGUCUUUACCAGCAGCAUGGCUCCCCUGAAUCAGGUGUCACCGUUCUCGACAAGGCAGCCAAGAUGCUGGAAGCUACGCAAUCCCAGCAGGCUCUGGAUCUCUUUAGACGCGCGGUUGAUAUAAUCACGGGCGAGGACAAUCCGCGACACGCAGCGGAGUACAUGAGCAAAGUCGCGAGACUGCUGGUGAAGCUGCAGAUGUAUGACGAGGCGGCGGACGCGAUACGUCGCGAGAUUGGGAUGUAUCAGGAUGUCAAGCUUUGGCAGUCGCUCGGGAGGCUCACCGUCGCGUUGGUGUUGGUGCAAUUGGCGCGAGGCGACCAGGUCGCGGCCGAGAAGGCCUUCAAGGAAUGGGGUAACUACUGCGAGGCCCCCGAAGUGCAAACGUUGGAGAUGCUGCUACAGGCGUACGACAACGAGGACGCGGAUGCGGCUCGGGCGGCUCUUAAUAAUCCCUUUAUCAAGCACAUGGACGUGGAGUACGCCAAGCUAGCGCGAGGCUUGCCCUUGCCGCAACAGGAAUACGCUAUACCGCCCGCUGGAGUAAGAACCAACGCCGCAGAAUCCUACGUUUCUCCCAAUACAUCCAAAGGCGAACAGACUACCGUCGAGGCGGAGGUCAACCACACGAAGAACGAAGCCAGUGAAACUAGUCAAUCAAUGGAUAAGAAGCCGGAAGUCGCAUCACCGCCGAAACCGACGCAAAAGCGGCAGGAAGAGGACGAUUAUGACGAGGGCCUAUGCUAAUCGUCUUUACAUGUAAAAAAAAAGUCCUGUAUUGCUUACAAACUUUUAAUUGUGUAACGCUUGCAUGUAUAUUGAGCGUUUCAUCGAAAGCACCCUGUUCGCUUCGAGAGAAUCUAUCUUUCAGCUUAACUUUCAACAGGAAUGUAACUCUUAGAAUUAUUAGAACGCAAUGCCAAAAUGUGAAAGGGAAUAACACUCCAUACUUUUUUUUAUCUCUUAAAUUUUCACCUAUGUGUCAAUCGAUUUAAUUCACUUAUUAAUAACUUUUCCUCUCUACAGAAUUCUUGCGAGAGUUCCAAGAUUUAUAAAACUCCGAUCGAUUCAAUUUUAUAUUUUAAUUAGAUUAGAAACCUACAAGUGCUACAUGUGCCACGGAGAAAAGAUAUUUUUGUUGAAGAAACUUGGUGUGUGCCAUCAGAAAUGGGAAACUCAAUUAUCUCCUUUGAUUGUGACAAUACAUAUAGAAAUAUUUCAGAUCCAUCCUUCACGAAUUAAUCUGAAAUGUUUUCCUUUUUCACAAUCAUCGCGAUCGAAGGAAAUAAACGUUUCGAUAAUUCAGUUUUCUGAUGGGACAUUCUGUAUAUAUAGCGACGUCGCGAACGUAAAUACGAGACGACGUUGGCAUUUGACUUUUUAGUUAUACAUGUGCGCGCGUGUAUGUAUAUAUCGCAUCCUUAGCAGAACUUCAAUAUUUCCAUAUUUUUAAUUAAUGAUUAGCCGACGCGUUGUAUAUACUUUAAUUGAGAUACGAGAGACAUUCCUCGAUUAAGGCAGAAAUAUUUAAUUUUGCAGCACUAGCAGGAUCGUUAUAACUGAACUGUUGUAUAAUUACGAGAGUUUAAGAGAGAGAGAGAGAAAAGAAGAUAAAUACUAAAUAUAUCCCGAGA
Wasmannia auropunctata (little fire ant) is the source of this 2217-nucleotide messenger RNA. Its product is annotated as gamma-soluble NSF attachment protein-like. Gene Ontology annotation, cellular component: vacuolar membrane; SNARE complex. NCBI's taxonomy places the organism in Eukaryota, Metazoa, Arthropoda, Insecta, Hymenoptera, Formicidae. The record is from RefSeq and is a predicted model, not a curated record. The transcript has 8 exons. Gene Ontology annotation, biological process: intracellular protein transport. Gene Ontology annotation, molecular function: syntaxin binding; soluble NSF attachment protein activity. Bases 284 to 1330 code for a protein of 348 amino acids.